This is a messenger RNA of Penicillium coprophilum, 1659 nucleotides long. Its product is annotated as sugar porter family MFS transporter. The record is from RefSeq and is a predicted model, not a curated record. The coding region runs from base 1 to 1659 and encodes 552 amino acids. Lineage: Eukaryota; Fungi; Ascomycota; Eurotiomycetes; Eurotiales; Aspergillaceae. Gene Ontology annotation, cellular component: plasma membrane. Gene Ontology annotation, molecular function: carbohydrate:proton symporter activity. The transcript is spliced from 4 exons. Gene Ontology annotation, biological process: transmembrane transport; carbohydrate transport.
AUGUUCGAUAAGAUCUUCAAAAAACGUCCGCAGGACCUCUAUGCAGACCCUCAGGUCACUAGGAACUCGAUGUCCACAAAUGAACACGAGAAAGGCCCUAGUGAUCUUGUCGAUACCCCUAUUCCACUCCUCACAUGGCGCUCAUUAGUUAUGGGCCUUCUUGUCUCCAUGGGCGGUUUCCUUUUCGGUUACGACACUGGUCAGAUCUCCGGUUUCCUGGAGAUGAAAGACUUCCUCCAUCGGUAUGGGGAACCCCAAUCAGAUGGUACCUAUCACUUCAGCAAUGUCCGUUCGGGUCUCAUUGUUGCCUUGCCUAAGCUAUCGAUUGGUACUCUGAUAGGGGCUUUGGUCGCAGCACCGAUUGCCGACCGCUUAGGACGAAAGUGGUCUAUCAGCUGGUGGUCUCUGAUGGUGUGUAUUGGAAUCACCGUUCAGAUCUCCUCGCCUUUCGGCAAGUGGUACCAGGUCGCCAUGGGUCGUUGGGUUGCUGGGCUCGGAGUCGGUGCAAUUUCUCUACUAGUACCAAUGUAUCAAGCCGAGUCAGGACCGAGGCAUAUUCGAGGCUCGCUGAUUAGUACAUACCAGCUAUUCAUUACACUUGGAAUCUUCGUUGCCAAUUGUAUCAAUUACGGAACAGAGGCUCGCACCGACACCGGGUCAUGGCGUAUCCCUAUGGGUAUCACCUAUCUUUGGGCGAUAAUCCUCGGAGCUGGCAUGAUGUUCUUCCCUGAAAGUCCACGCUACGACUACCGAAAUGGCAAGAUAGAUAAAGCUAAGAGCACUCUUGCCAAAAUCUAUGGUAUCCCUCAUAACCACCGCGCUCUUCACCUCGAAUUUGAUGAAAUCAGACAGAAACACGAGGAAGAGAAGCGCAAUGGGCAGGUUAGCUGGAUACAGAUGUUCAGUGCUCCGACGAUGGGGUACCGGGUCGCUGUUGGUGUCGCCUUGCAAGCUCUUCAACAGUUGACAGGUGCUAAUUACUUCUUCUAUUAUAUGAUUCUAGGUGGCGUCAACUUUGGAACAACGUUCCUUGGCCUCUAUCUGAUCGAGCAUUAUGGUCGGCGCCGCUCGCUUAUAGCCGGUGCGCUAUGGAUGUUCGUGUGCUUUAUGAUUUUUGCCUCGGUGGGUCAUUUCUCCCUAGAUCGAGAGGAUCCAGAGAAAACAAAAUCUGCCGGCGUGGCUAUGGUCGUCUUUGCCUGUCUAUUCAUUCUUGGCUUUGCUAGUACAUGGGGUCCCAUGGUAUGGACAAUCAUCGCGGAGUUGUAUCCUUCGCAAUACCGUGCGCGUGCAAUGUCUCUGGCGACUGCAUCUAAUUGGCUCUGGAACUUCCUCCUUGCCUUCUUCACUCCCUUUAUUACCGGAGACAUUGACUUCCGCUUCGGGUAUGUGUUCGCCGGAUGUCUUUUCCUUGCUGCGGCUCUGGUCUACUUCGCUGUUAUCGAGGGACAAGGCCGUACACUGGAGGAGAUUGAUACUAUGUACCGGAUGGGAGUGAAGCCGUGGAAAAGCUCGAAGUUCCAGUUCCCUCCUGAUCCAGACCUCAACCAGGACUCAUUGAACAAGGAAGAGAAUGCUCCUAUGUCGUCUCAUGUUGCUGAUCCUAAUACUGAGCUACGAGAAGAUGGAUCGUGGAUGCCUGAGACGCACGCGCAAUCAUGA